Molecule: messenger RNA, 3145 nt
Organism: Phacochoerus africanus (Common warthog)
Lineage: Eukaryota; Metazoa; Chordata; Mammalia; Artiodactyla; Suidae
Gene: IL1RAP
Product: interleukin 1 receptor accessory protein
Exons: 11
Coding region: 145-1851 (568 amino acids)
Biological process (GO): signal transduction
Molecular function (GO): interleukin-1 receptor activity; interleukin-1 receptor binding
Source: RefSeq, a predicted model, not a curated record
GUAAGAGGCUCAUUGCGGGAAGACUGGCCAGAUCGGGGUACCCCGGGCUCUGCUUUGAUCAGGCGCACGGAAAGAGGCGGUGCUGGGUGAUCCUGCACGCACAACCGCUGCUUUCGCCACGCUUGCUCCGCUUAUCAAGUAAGGAUGGGACUUCUGUGGUGUGUGCUGGGUCUCUGCUUCUAUGGGAUCCUGCAAAGUCAUGCCUCAGAACGCUGCGAUGACUGGGGACUAGAUACCAUGAGGCAUAUCCAAGUGUUUGAAGACGAGCCAGCUCGUAUCAAGUGCCCACUCUUUGAACACUUCUUGAAAUAUAACUACAGCACAGCCCAUUCAGCAGGUCUUACUCUGAUCUGGUAUUGGACUAGGCAGGACCGAGACCUUGAGGAGCCGAUUAACUUCCGCCUCCCUGAGAACCGCAUUAGUAAGGAGAAAGAUGUGCUCUGGUUCCGGCCCACACUCCUCAAUGACACGGGCAACUAUACCUGCAUGUUAAGGAAUACCACAUAUUGCAGUAAAGUUGCAUUUCCUCUGGAAGUGGUUCAAAAAGAUAACUGCUUCAAUUCUCCCAUGAAAGUUCCAGUGCAUAGACUGUAUUUAGAAUAUGGUGUUCAGAAGAUCACUUGUCCAAAUGUAGAUGGAUUUUUUCCUCCCAGUGUCAAACCAACCAUCACUUGGUAUAUGGGCUGUCAUAAAGUACAAAACUUUAAUAAUGUAAUACCUGAAGGCAUGAACUUGAGUUUUCUCAUAGCCUUGGUUUCAAAUAAUGGAGAUUACACAUGUGUUGUUACAUAUCCAGAAAAUGGACGUACUUUCCACCUCACCAGGACUCAGACUGUAAAGGUGGUAGGCUCUCCAAAAGAUGCAUCACCUCCCCAAAUCUAUUCACCCAAUGAUCUUGUGGUCUAUGAGAAAGAACCGGGAGAGGAGCUACUCAUCCCCUGUAAAGUCCAUUUUACCUUCCUGAAGGACUCUCACAAUGAGGUUUGGUGGACCAUCGAUGGAAAAAAGCCAGAAGACACCACUAUUGACGUAUCCAUUAAUGAAAGUGUAAGUCUGAGUAAAAUAGAAGAUGAGACAAGGACUCAGCUUUUGAGCAUCAAGAAAGUAACUGCUGAGGAUCUCAAGCGCAACUAUGUCUGUCAUGCCAGAAAUGCCAAAGGGGAGGUUGACAGACCGGCCAAGGUGAAACAGAAAGCUCCCAGAUACACAGUGGAACUGGCAUGUGGUUUUGGAGCCACAGUCCUGCUGGUGGUGAUUCUCAUUGUUGUUUACCAUGUUUACUGGCUGGAGAUGGUCCUCUUUUAUCGGGCUCAUUUUGGAACAGAUGAAACCAUUUUAGAUGGGAAGGAAUAUGAUAUUUAUGUAUCCUAUGCAAGGAAUGCUGAAGAAGAAGAAUUUGUAUUACUCACCCUCCGUGGAGUCUUGGAGAAUGAAUUCGGAUACAAGCUGUGCAUCUUUGACCGAGACAGUCUGCCUGGGGGAAUUGUCACAGAUGAGACCUUGGGCUUCAUUCAGAAAAGCAGACGCCUCCUGGUUGUUCUAAGUCCCAACUACGUGCUCCAGGGAACCCAAGCCCUCCUGGAGCUCAAGGCUGGCCUAGAAAACAUGGCCUCUCGGGGCAACAUCAACGUCAUUUUAGUGCAGUACAAAGCUGUGAAGGAGACGAAGGUGAAAGAGCUGAAGAGGGCUAAGACGGUGCUCACGGUCAUUAAGUGGAAAGGGGAGAAAUCCAAGUAUCCGCAGGGCAGGUUCUGGAAGCAGCUACAGGUGGCCAUGCCAGUGAAGAAAAGUUCCAGGUGGUCUAGAAGUGGCGAGCAGGGUCUCUCCUAUUCGUCUUUGAAAAAUGUAUGAAAGGGCCAUGAAAGGGGUAAAACAAUCCAAGGGUGCUCCAGGAAGGAAGAGUCCCCCCCUUUUUAUUCCCAAUUUAUUGUUUCAUGGACAAAAAGUUUUUUAUGGAAACCUCUCCAUAGAGAUAAAUUCAGGGUGAUGGUAUGGCAGGCUAUUGUGUUUCAUCAGGCAAUACUGCAGUUUAGAGUGAUAGUGCCACCAUCUGUCACCAGCAUCUGAUGUCACCAUAUUCUUGCAGACAAAGACCUGGUAGAUGAGAAUUUCCCCUUCUGUACCCUCCAUUCCUGUUCCUACUUGUCUCUAUUCUCUCUCUCUCUCUUUUUUUUUUUUUAAUAAUCUUAACGUUAUGGGGCAGGCUUUGUUUGCUGUGGAUUUAAAGAUCCCUUAAAGAAAGGGUCAUUAUGAGUUUCCAAAUAUAGAUUUAUUUUUUUUUUGUUUUAACUUAUCCAUUAAGAAUAUAAUCAGGGGCUAAAUUUAUUUUAGCUUAGGAUAAUGAGCUCUCUUGCUCAUUCAACUGUAUAAGACACCAUCACAGCAAGACUGAUACCCAUUUGGGACAAUAUAAAGCAGUGUAGCUGAAAAUGUUCCUUAUAAUUGGUUUAAAGGGCUUGCCUGCAUUGUCUGGUACUAUUUCCUUAUGCCCUCUAUCUCAGGUAACUGAUAUCAUAUUUGUCAACUUGAGAAAUAUAUCAUACUUUUUUAUAACAGUAAACUGAUUAACUGUAGGUUGACCCAUAUUUAUCACCCCAUCUUCCUAUCAACUGCAUCAUGUGUUAGUCAUUCGGAGUUUACAGGUAGCUCCACACUUGGUUCAGUCUGAUAGGAAGCAUCUCUUAAUGGUGCUAAUAGCAAGUAAAAAACCAGAAAAAUGCUUUAAAGGCAUUUUCUGGCUGAUGGGAAAAGCAUAGAACAAGGUGUUUGUCAAUUUGUUUAUUAAUCUCAGCCUUGCUGAUGUGACUAUUAGGAAAGUAAUUUCUCCUCACUUGUUUCUGUCUCUCCGUGGUAAAGUGUGAAUGUUAGACUCAGUGACCUUGACAGUGCUUUUAGCAUUAAUAUCCUAAGAGCAUUAAUGGGACCCCCAAGUAUUUUUCACCUUUUAUUCACUGGUAAAUUAAUAUGUUCACUCUAAACAAGUCUGUCUGAAAAGUCACUGUCAAUGAAACUUGUUUUAGUUUAAGGAAAAUUUUACUGUUCUUAAGACUUGGAAAAGUGAAAACUAAAUCCAGAGUUUACAUAGUGGUGAAUAUCUAUGUUACAUAUAGAUUUUAAAUAUAUAUAUGUACAUACACAUGAGAUU